This is a messenger RNA of Gekko japonicus, 1875 nucleotides long. RefSeq names its product zinc finger and BTB domain-containing protein 26-like. The transcript is spliced from 2 exons. Lineage: Eukaryota; Metazoa; Chordata; Lepidosauria; Squamata; Gekkonidae. Gene Ontology annotation, cellular component: nucleus. Gene Ontology annotation, molecular function: RNA polymerase II cis-regulatory region sequence-specific DNA binding; DNA-binding transcription factor activity, RNA polymerase II-specific; protein binding. The record is from RefSeq and is a predicted model, not a curated record. Gene Ontology annotation, biological process: regulation of transcription by RNA polymerase II. Bases 180 to 1364 code for a protein of 394 amino acids.
CUGAGAGGCGGAUUCCAAGAUGGCGGCGCAGUCGCGGUGCCGCCGUGAGGCACCUUAACGGACUCGCCGGCGCGCGUAUGGACGGCGUGACCGCCUCGGAAGCUUUCUUUUAACAAAAAAGGCAACGGCGUCCCCGAAGAACGGGACCGACGAAGCGACUCAUUUCGGGUAGAGCAAAGAUGGCCCCAGCCUGUGAGCAGCUGCAGUUCCGCUUCCCCGGUUACGGAGAUGGGGUGCUGCGCCGCAUGGACCAACUGCGGGAGCAGCGGCGCUUCUGUGACGUGACGGUGCAGGUGAACGAGCUGCGGGUUCCUGGCCACCGCGUGGUCUUUGCCGCCUGCUCCCCUUUCCUGCGGGACCAGUUCCUGCUCAACGACUCGGAAGAGGUGUCCGUCUCACUCUACCAGAGCCCCGAGAUCGGGCGCCAGCUCCUCCUCUCCUGCUACACGGGAUGCCUCGAGGUGCCCGUCAAGGAGCUCGUCAACUACCUGACAGCCGCCUCCUUCUUGCAGAUGGGCCACGUGGUGGAGUGCUGCGCCCAGGCCCUGUCCCACUACUUGGUCCCCAAGGCUGACGCCCUGCUGCGGGAGGAGGAAGAGGAGGGAAACUGCCUACGGCAGGACGGGGAGGAGGAGGAAGAGGAGAAGUAUUGCCCUCCUGCGUUCAAAGGGGAGGCGGACUCCGAGGAAGACAAAACAGAGGGACCCGCGUUCACCCCUCGCGGCUCCCGCAGCCCCUCCUCCCCAGGGAUCUCGCUCUCCCUGAUCAACUCAGCCGUGGAGAUCACCCGCAACUACCUGCAGGGCUGCCUGGACGAUGAGACGAGCGGCAAAGGCCUUCCUUUCCCGCCCACGGUCCGUGCACCCGGCUCCCAGUGGAGGCGCUACCCCCUACACUGUCACCGACGCAGCACGGCCGCAGCUUACAGGGACUGGAGGCCGGGGAGCGGGGCGGCAGGGUGGAAGGCGCCCGAACUGGAGCGCCCCUACCGUUGCCCGCGCUGCAACAGCGUCUUCCAGCAGCUGGGCCACUUCGUGAGCCACGUCCAAGAGCACAAGCUCUUCCUGUGCCUGCGCUGCGGCAAGGUCUUCUCGCAGAAGAGCAACCUGACGCGGCACAUCCGGGUGCACACGGGCUUCAAGCCCUUCCAGUGCCCCGUCUGCCGCAAGUGCUUCACCCAGAACGCCACCCUGCAGGACCACCUCAACCUGCACAGCGGCCUCAAGCCCCACCGGUGCAACUACUGCGACAUGCACUUCACCCACAAGCCGGGCCUGCGGCGCCACCUCAAGGAGAUGCACGGCAAGAGCACCUUCGAGAACAGCCACGAAGAGAUCGAAGAGGUCACCAUUGACUUUGAUUGACGGGAGGGAGGGGAGGGUGGCUGGAAACGGAGCAGCAGGCUCUUGGGGCGCGGGAGGCUGCAGGAAGGCAAAAAAGAGGCCACGGAUUGAACCCGGUGGCACGGGGGUAGUUGGUGCCACGAGCAUACUCAUUCCUUUACUAGUUGGAAGGGAAGUGAUGCGAUCCAAGUGUUUCCUGGAAAGAGAGAGAGAGGGUGUGGACGGAACAGUUGCCUAGACAGGAUAAGAUACCUCAGUAUACGUAGGGGACCAAGACUGUUGGCGAGGGGGAUACCAUGGCCUCUCUUGGAAAUGAUUCCACUGGAGAGUGCAGAAGGGGGCCUGUUGUGAGGCUGGGGGGAGACGGCUGCCUGAGGGGGGGGAAGGUUUCCAGUGCCUGCUGGGAAAGAUCCGACCCCUGGUGCACGAGCCACUGGAAAGGAGCAAGAGUCCAGGAGCACCAUAAAGACUAGCAAAAUUCGUGGCAGGGUGUGAGCUUUCACAGCUCAGUUCUUAAGGCUCACGAAAUCAC